AGAAGUGUCAGUUUUGCCCCUUCCCUAAGCGGAAUCCUGGAAAGUGCGCAUGAGGUGUCUGAUAAGUGUGAUGUUGAACUGAACCCUGGCGGGUUUUAACCAUAGACUACAGCUCAUAAUACAGACUGUGUGAACGCAUGUGCUGUUGCGUGCUUUAGAAUCAGUGAAGUAAUCGCCAUGAUGCUGGAGAGGAGCACGGUGACGGUAGUGGCGGAUGUCUUCUUCAGCAGGAGACGCUCAUCUGCGCAGGAGGAAGACGACGACGAGAAGCUCAUUCACUGUCGUUGCUCCAGAGCCUUCGUACAAGAUCGAGAGCUAUAUCGCUCUGAUAACAGAUUGCUGUGCUUUGAUCUGGAAGACAUUGCCGUCCAAGAAGAAGAUGACGAAGAGGAGGAGGAGGAGGAAGACAUGGUGUUGGAUGAAGAGGCUCGGAUGAUGUCCAGCAUGGGUCUGCCUCUGGCCUUUGUCAGUUCCUCUGCCCAGAGGAGAAUGGGCAGGAGGUCUGACAGGAAGCCUAGCACAUACUGGGUACGAGCUGAAGAGGAGGCCCGUGAAAAAGAUUUACAGGUUGACAGCAAAGCUGAUGAAGUUGAAGACGUGUGUGAUCCACUUGAAAAAAAAACAGGAGAGAUCCAAGAUCCUGGCUGGGAAACCUACUGGGCUCAACAGGGUGAAUCUCUGCUGUGGAACAGCUGGCUGGAGAAACAUCCAGAGACUGAUUCUCUGUCUGCUGAAGAUCCAGGAGCAUUGACUGCUUUUUGGGACGACCCAGACACAAAGUCUGCCUGGGACAAACAUGCAGUAGAGACAUACUACUCUUACUGGGAGCAGUACACAUACUGGACGGCACAGGGCUGGACCAUUGAACCGUCUGUCUGUAAUGGGAACGCUGGUGGAGAAGCAGCAGCAGCAGGGUUGAUGGACAGAGGCACAGAGACUCAUCCGGACGAAUGGAGGGAUGGACGGCCUGGAGAAGAAGUCAAGCCUUGCCAUGAUGAUACUGAGUUUUUGAAUGACCUGUUUGGACAGAACUGCACAUUAGAAACAGGUACAUGCUCUGUGACUGACUCACAGAUAGACAAACACUGUGUGAAGGACACUGAUGUCAGUGAGUGCUGUGGCUCUGAUGAUCCUCUUUAUGAUGGUAAUGAUCGCAAGAGACCUGCCACCUCUUCACAGCAGAACAUUGAUGAACGCACAGAUUCCCAGCGGGCUGCUGGCAGCCCUGACAGACCGUCUGGUUUUAUGAAUAAAAUGUCAGAGAGAGAGGAUGAUGACGACAGUGAUAAACCCCCAGGAGGAGGACAUGCUAAAGUCAAACGCAGUCAUGAGCUAGAUGUGGAGGAAUGCCCAUAUCCGACACCUGAGGACACCUGGAGUAAACUGGGACUCAGACGCAACGCAGAGCCUCUGUUCGACAGUGUGGUCAGCUUCAGAGGAAGUACCGGUCAGAAGCAACAAAGACGAAGAUGGACUAAGAGAGCAGUCUGCGUCAGCAAACACACCAAGUUCUCUGAGACCAGUGCAGACAAUACACAACCACAAGGCAGCACCACCCUCUCCAAGGUUAAGAAGUUUCUUGAAAAUAACCAGAGGGAGACACAGACGACUGUAUGUGACCAGGAUGAGAUGGAAGGAGGAAGAAAAGAGGAAGCUGAGAACAGGGCUUCAUUUGUGGGAGAAGAGGAGAAGAGGGAGAGAGAGGAGAGGAAAGGUGCUGAGGAUGACGAUAAAGAAUCUGUGGGAGAAGGGAAUUCUAAUUGUCCGUGCAGUUUAGACAAAGAAUGGAAGAAGUGCACUCAGCCCAGCACCUCCCUCAACUCUGCUACUGGGACUUUGGAUAGUGAGAGUGAGGAGGAGGAGCUACCCAGUAGAAAGUUACCAUGUCUUCAGAUUCCUGACGUUAUCCUGUCUGAUGCACCUGAAACCAACAAUGAGCUGAGUAUGAAAGAUGGAAAGAAGCCAAAGAGGAAAAAAAAUAAGCGACGGAUAAAACAGCAGAUCCCCUCAGAGAUGGCAGCUGAACCAGAGCUGGCUAAAUACUGGGCUCAACGCUACAGACUCUUCUCUCGCUUUGAUGAAGGGAUCAAGCUGGACCGAGAAGGCUGGUUCUCUGUGACACCAGAGAGGAUUGCUGAGCACAUCGCUCUCAGGGUGGAACGCGGCUUCUCUGACUCUCAGCUGGUCAUAGACGCCUUCUGUGGUGUAGGAGGAAAUGCCAUCCAGUUUGCUCUUACUGGAAAGAGAGUCCUGGCCAUUGACAUCAACCGGAAGCGGUUGGACUUGGCACGGCACAAUGCUGGGGUUUACGGUGUCACUGACCGAAUAGACUUCCUGCAAGGGGAUUUUCUUCAUCUGGCACCUCAACUUCGUGGCGAUGUGGUCUUCCUGUCACCACCGUGGGGAGGGCCUGACUAUCUCACUGCUGAAGUGUUUGAUAUCAAGACCAUGAUGGAGCCUGAUGGAUUUGAGAUUUUCCGCCUGUCCAAACUGAUAUCGGACAACAUAGUGUACUUUCUGCCUCGCAAUGCUGACUUGGAUCAGAUAGCCUCUCUUGCUGGUCCAGGAGGGAAAAUAGAGGUGGAGCAGAACUUCCUCAACAACAAGCUGAAGACUGUGACUGCUUACUUUGGCAGCUUGAUAAAAUCAGACAGCUAAUAACCCUGGCUAAUGCAUAAGCAUUUCAUCUGCAGAAUAAGAUUGGAACAUAAAUGUAUUUCUUCUCUAUUUCUCUUUUUCUACUUGGGCAUAACUGGGAUACAGUCACAUCCCAUUUAUACACCUCAGGGAUUUCAGAAGAAAUAUUUUAAACUGAAUCUGAUGAUCACAAGGCACAGUUUCUGACAUCAUGCGUGAUUAGCUUAGUGCAGACGUUUGUGACGAGUUUUAUGAUUCCCUCAGAUUGAGUUAGCACUUAAAAACGACAACCUCAACUGAUGUUUCCUUUUUUUUUAUUAUACAUUAAAGUCAAUAAAUGUUUUUAGC
Scatophagus argus is the source of this 2985-nucleotide messenger RNA. RefSeq names its product trimethylguanosine synthase 1 (gene tgs1). Gene Ontology annotation, cellular component: nucleus. Lineage: Eukaryota; Metazoa; Chordata; Actinopteri; Scatophagidae. Gene Ontology annotation, biological process: 7-methylguanosine RNA capping; 7-methylguanosine cap hypermethylation. The record is from RefSeq and is a predicted model, not a curated record. Gene Ontology annotation, molecular function: RNA cap trimethylguanosine synthase activity. The transcript has 15 exons. Bases 178 to 2658 code for a protein of 826 amino acids.